Molecule: messenger RNA, 927 nt
Organism: Entrophospora sp. SA101
Lineage: Eukaryota; Fungi; Glomeromycota; Glomeromycetes; Entrophosporales; Entrophosporaceae
Source: the annotation of a GenBank genome assembly
AUGAUAACAUCUGAUACAUCAACAACACCAAGUCACCAAUCGCCGUCGUCAUCGUCGUCAUUAAAUGAUUUGGCAGAUAUUUUAAUUCAAAAACUUGACAGAUCAAAAAUUUUUCCUCCACAUCUUAAUAAUCCCGAGCAGUUAAUGAAUUUGACACGUAGGAGCGAUGAACGUCCUCCAAGACCUCCAAAUGGUUUCCUGUUAUGUCGUAAAAAUGUACAUCAAGAAGCAAAAAUAAAUGGGAUAUGCAACAUGAGAGUAAUAAGUAAAGUUAGUGGUAUGUUGUGGAGAAGCGCCUCACCAGACGAGAAAGAGCAAUAUGAAAAGUUGGCCAUACAAGUGCAUAAUCUCCACUCUGAAAAAUACCCAAAUUACAAAUAUAGACCUAACAAUACCAUCGUAAACACUAAUCUAAGUCACCACCAUCAUCAUCACAAUAAAUUACCAUCUGCCACCUUUUCACCAUACGGUUUGCCAUCUCCACCCUACUCAAAUAUCUCAACACCUACAAUAGCAACCACGCUACCUUAUUUUCAUCCAAACCAUCAUCAUUAUCCUGGACAUCACCAUCCAAACCAUCACCUUGUAAAUCAUCACACUAGUCAUCAACAACAACUCAAUCAUCACUCUCUUAGUCAUCACUCGCUCAAUAAUAAUAAUCAAAAUCAUCACCAAUUAAGUCAUCACUCACCUCUUCCUCAUCUUCCUCAUCUUAAUCACCCUCUUCCACAUUCGCAACAACAACUUAAAAACAUCACGAAACAUCACACCACCAACAAUCACAUUAAUCAUCAUCAAUCACCAUCUUCUUCUUCUCAUCAUCAUCAUCCAUACGCUAAUCAUCAUCAUCACCAUCAUCAAUUUAUACCAUCAUCAACAACAGUGGCUACGAAUAAUAAUAAUAAUACACUUUCGCCAAUCAAGUAG